This is a messenger RNA of Bombina bombina (fire-bellied toad), 747 nucleotides long. RefSeq names its product sarcolipin-like. Gene Ontology annotation, cellular component: membrane. Gene Ontology annotation, molecular function: enzyme regulator activity. The transcript has 2 exons. NCBI's taxonomy places the organism in Eukaryota, Metazoa, Chordata, Amphibia, Anura, Bombinatoridae. Bases 218 to 313 code for a protein of 31 amino acids. The record is from RefSeq and is a predicted model, not a curated record.
UCUGAUAUUCCCUAAGUGACGUCACAACCCCUCUUACACCCCUCCCUCAAACUAUUUAGUUGUAGCACUGUGAUCAGAAUUCCUCAGUACACAGAGAGCAAUCGGCAGAGAGGACCAUUAACUCAAAGUAACCGGACAAACGAAAGUUCCAUUGCAGGGUGCUGCCAGGUUGGUGAGACAGAGAGGCCCAGCAAACAUCAAACACCCCUCUUGUAAGAUGGAACGUUCAACACGGGAGCUCUUCCUCAACUUUAUCAUUGUCUUGAUAACGGUACUUCUCAUGUGGAUUCUUGUAAAAUCCUAUCAAAGCUAACGGACAGCUCAAUCAUUAUGGACGGAAAAUUUGUGCCACUGAAGAGAAAUGUGAAAACACUUUAGUGUAUCUGGAUGAAAACAGCACACCAAUGUUGUACAACACAAUCGCUUGUCUUCUCCAUGGCAACAUUACAUCAAACUGCAUCGUGCAAGAAUGUGUCUACUAAGUUUUCCAACACCGAUAUGCCCUGAGAAUGUUAGAUGUCUAGGAAGUUGCGACUUGCAGAACCUUUGUGUUUACUAUUCAUGAGUGUGUGAAAUGGAGUCCAAAUGUUGGUGUUUAAUCAGAAAAGAUAUGUUUAGUCUGUUAUGGGAAUUUGAGUAUAAAGGUAACUGCUAUAUCACAGGGACUGUAUAUGUUAUGAUGAAAAGAGGAAUGGAAAAUGUCAUGUCUUUGCCACUAUCCAAAUAAAAACUCCAGCUAAAUAUAAA